AUGUGCAAGGAUAUGCAAGGAAAAUGCAUUGGCAGCUCUCAAGAGAAAGCGACAUUAAAAUAUCGUCCAAUUUACUGCAUAGCACCAAAAGUAACAGAAAGAGACACAACUGCCUGUGUUAAUCAUGAGAACUUUUUAUUUCUGGUUAAAACUCUUCAUGGAAAAAAAUCUUGGAAGAAAAUUCAACUCAUCAAGUUUGAACUACAGUCGAUUUUAAAGCACGAAUUUAACAUACUCCAUCAGUACAACGUCUCGGAAAAUUUAAAAAACAAUUUAAAGGAUAAUGAGUGCUUCAUUUUAGUAGAUUUCAGCGAAAACUAUUCUUGUAAAUACGGAACAGAAGUACAAUCUGUACACUUUGGCGCUAACAGACAACAAUUAACAAUUCACACUGGAAAAAUUUGGACAACAAGAUUUGACACGGGAUUUGCUACAGUUUCUGAAUCGUUGAGGCACGAUGCUGCUGCUGCUGUGAUGGCUCAUCUUCAAAAUAUUGUAGAUUUUUACUUGCCACAACUGGAUAAUGUAAAAACAUUACACUUCAUGAGUGAUGGCCCGACAACUCAGUAUAAAAAUCGGACAAUGUUUUACCUUAUCACGCAACUCCUUCCAAAGUGUUAUUCGCAAAUAAAAAGAAUAACUUACAAUUUUAGUGAAUCCGGGCACGGCAAAGGACCUGCCGAUGGCAUAGGGGCUGCAUUGAAACGUAUCUGUGAUGAUGAAAUAUUGUACGGACGAGAUAUUACUGAUUUAAAUUCAUUUUUACCUGCUGUUACGAAAAAAGCUAAGAAAAUUCACGUUUCAUCUGUCUCCUUAGGAAGGAUCGAAGAGAUUGAUAAAAUAUUAAAGGAUGUAGAGCUUCAAACGUUUGUAGGUACCAGAAAAAUUCAUCAGUAUACUUGGUCAGAAGAAACACGAGAAGUGAUUUAUUUCAAUUCAUUAAGUUGUUUGAAUUGCACACCAGGGACAAUUUGUAAGCAUUUUUCCGAAGGCCAAUUAAAAUAUGAAAGCGAGAACCCAAAUUCGACAAUAAAACGAAAAAAAGAAAAAGUUUCCAAGAGCACUGGAAACAAAUCUAAGGUUAUCUCAUCGAAAACCAAGAGAAGUUUACAAGCUGAACAUGAAAACUCAAAAGACAUGAAAGAUCAAUCGAAUACUUCGGGUUUAAGAAGAAGCUUAAGGUUUUUAUUUUGA
Messenger RNA from Leptopilina heterotoma, 1194 nucleotides. RefSeq lists its product as uncharacterized. Lineage: Eukaryota; Metazoa; Arthropoda; Insecta; Hymenoptera; Figitidae. The coding region runs from base 1 to 1194 and encodes 397 amino acids. The transcript has 3 exons. The record is from RefSeq and is a predicted model, not a curated record.